Molecule: messenger RNA, 2758 nt
Organism: Cygnus olor (mute swan)
Lineage: Eukaryota; Metazoa; Chordata; Aves; Anseriformes; Anatidae
Product: zinc finger protein 131-like
Exons: 7
Coding region: 541-2289 (582 amino acids)
Biological process (GO): regulation of transcription by RNA polymerase II
Cellular component (GO): nucleus
Molecular function (GO): protein binding; DNA-binding transcription factor activity, RNA polymerase II-specific; RNA polymerase II cis-regulatory region sequence-specific DNA binding
Source: RefSeq, a predicted model, not a curated record
UGCACAAGAACAAUCAAGUUCCCAGCCGGUCACAGAGCCUAGCCACGGUGUCUCCACUCCGCUCUGCACUCCGUACUAUUCCUUAGAGUCAGCACACCAGGCUCCCCCAGCACAAUAGCAUCUAAGGUUGGAGGCCUAGGGAACGCUUAGGUAGUACGGCUACACUCCACCCUUAAAGCUUCUUCAGUGCUGUACGUUUUCUUUAAAAUGUGAAUAUCAGUUUAAUUUCCAAGUCACCUUAGGCAAUUAUUCCACAUAAGCCCUGACAGCAAGCUCCGCAAAAGGUUCCGACCGCGACUACUCAUGGCAGUGCCCCUCUCAGACUACACCUACAAUAAUGCACCAGGCCAGCGAGCCCCACCUCCUCGCCCUCUGUUGUGUGAAAGGUGAUUAUGCCGUCACUUCCACCGCAUGGUGCAGGCUGGGAAUACGAGUCAGGAUUAGCCAGCGCCUGCCCCGCUUUCCAGUGAGCCGAGUAGCACGAAGUGGUAACGAGCAGGAACGGCAGGGCGAAAGUUCUUCGUGACUACUGCUUCGACCAUGGAAGCUGAAGAAAUGAUGGAAUGCAUCCAGGAAUUCCCAGAACACUAUAAAGUUAUUUUGGAUAGACUGAAUGAACAACGUGAGCAGGACCAGUUCACAGACAUCACUCUGAUCGUGGAUGGUCACCAUUUCAAAGCUCAUAAGGCUGUUCUUGCUGCCUGUAGCCAGUUCUUCUACAAAUUCUUCCAAGAUUUCACUCAGGAGCCCUUGGUGGAGAUUGAAGGUGUAAGUAAUAUGGCAUUUCGUCACCUAAUAGAGUUCACCUAUACAGCAAAACUAAUGGUCCAAGGUGAGGAGGAAGCAAAUGAUGUUUGGAAAGCAGCUGAGUAUUUACAGAUGUUAGAAGCAAUCAAAGCACUUGAAAUCAGGAACAAAGAAAAUUCAUCACCCUUAGAAUCAAAUCAAAUACAAGGUAAAGAUAAACUGAAAAAGAGGAAGAUAGCUGAAACCUCUAAUGUUAUAACAGAAACACUGCCAUCUGCAGAAUCGGAGCCUAUUGAAAUUGAGGUUGAGAUUGCUGAAGGGACAAUUGAAAUGGAAGAUGAUAGCGUCGAGACACUUGAAGAAGUAGCUUCUGCAGAGCAAUCCAUAAAGUAUGUACAGACAACGGGUACAUCAGAUGAAUCUGCUUUGGCUCUUUUGGCAGAUAUUACCAGCAAGUAUCGUCAGGGAGAACGAAAAUGCCAGAUCCAAGAAGAAGGUGACAGUGCAACUGAUCCCUUAUGCAAACAGGUAGAAGGUAUUGAAAUUGUGGAACUUCAGCUAUCACACAUGAACAAUUUAUUCUAUUGUGAGAAAUGUAACCGUUCAUUUAAAUUGUUUUACCAUUUUAAGGAACACAUGAAAAUACACUCUACUGAGAGUUACAAGUGUGACAUAUGCAAUAAAAGGUACCUACGAGAGAGUGCUUUGAAACAGCACCUCACCUGUUACCACGUUGAUGAAGGUGGUGCCAGCAAGAAGCAAAGACCUGGCAAAAAAAUACAUAUAUGCCAGUACUGUGAAAAACAGUUUGACCACUUUGGACAUUUUAAAGAGCACCUCCGGAAGCACACAGGUGAAAAACCAUUUGAAUGUCCAAACUGCCGCGAACGUUUUGCUAGGAAUAGCACACUGAAGUGUCACUUGACAGCCUGUCAGUCUGGAGUUGGAGCUAAAAAGGGAAGAAAGAAGCUAUAUGAAUGUCAGGUUUGUAACAGCGUGUUUAACAGCUGGGAUCAAUUUAAAGAUCACUUGGUAAUACACACUGGUGACAAACCCAACCACUGUACCUUAUGUGAUUUAUGGUUUAUGCAAGGCAGUGAACUGAGAAGACAUCUCAAAGACAUGCACGAUAUUUCAGAACGACUAGUGACAGAAGAGGUUCUUCCAGUGGAAGCUGUGGACAUUGAACCAGUAACAUCAAUGACUAUAAUAGAACAGGUGGAGCAAGUCCACGUCCUACCAGUAAUCCAGGUACAAGUGGAUCCUGCGCAGGUAACUGUGGAACAGAUGCACCAGGAUCUCAUACAGGACAAUCAAGUGAAAGGCAUGCAGAUGGAUGAACUGCAAGAACAGGUGCAAAUUAGUUACUUGGAAGUCGAGCACAUUCAGACUGAACAAGUUCAUGCGGAGCAGUUGCAUGUUGAGCAUGUAAAUCAAAUACAGAUGGAAGAAGUACGGGCAGAACUUAUAGAUGGAACAAACCUUGAACAAGCAGAAUAUGAAAGUGUUGAUCAAGGAGAAGCAGAAAAAAAAGAAACCUAGUCACAUAGAUGAUGUAGAUAAGGAAGAUCAUGAACAAGCUGAAGACAAUUAGUGGACACUGAAUGAAAAAGUGGAUGACUAGGACAAUUAACCACGCUGUGCAGGUUUACAAAUGAAAUGCCAAAUUAUAUUUGUGAACUUUUAUAUUGGCUUUUGAACCAUCAGUGGUCAUCUUUCCAAUAUUAUUUCCUUAGAAAUCCGGACAAGUGGACCAAAGUUAGUUUUCUUUGUGUACAACUAAAUUUCUCUCAUGUGAAAAAUAAUUCAUUCAUGUAAUAACACAGAGCAAACUACCAUAGAGAUGGACAGCUUUGUGAGGAUUUUGAUAAUCCUCACAAAUCACUGUUAUAUCAUUCUUGGGUAUAUGUAAGAGUAACCUCUUUUCUUCUUGCCAUAGAAGCAAACUCUUGUUAUAGAUUUGCAGAGUGUCUGUGGCAGAAGAAUUAGUAAAAUCUGGUGGGUUAUAAUA